AUGGCAGCAAUAUUACGUGUGAAACGUAGUUAUUAUGAUGAACCAUUAAAUGCUUUGGUAAUUUCAUGUAAACGACAAAAAAUUGCGGAAGACGAAGAUACCGAAGAUGUACUAUCAGAUUCUAUAACCACACUUGCUAAAUUUGCCGGAACUGUAAAAGAGCAGGAUGAGAAUGUGGAACAUAUAAUUCAAGGUUAUGGGAAAGAUGAAUUACGAGCUAAUUUCAAACAACAUCCUAUAGAUACGAAACAGAUUCUAAGUAAAAUAAGAGAAGCAACAAAACAGGCUUCAGCAGAAAAUCGUUACAAAGUAGUUAAUUAUUUCCGAUCAUUGGAUAAUUCUAGUGGUGAAAAUUCCGAAAAAAAGGUUCCUACAGUAGUAAUAGAUGUGGAGGAUUCAAAAUCCAUAGCAAGAAGGGAUUCUAUAGGAAAAGAUGAUAAUUAUGUAUAUGAUUUAUAUUAUGUUCAAUCUGAGAACGAUAUGUUCCUAGAUGAUGAAGUAUCUGUACAUGCAUUCGAACAAGAACUUGUUCAUGAUAGUUAUAGAGAUUAUGGUUAUCCUGAAUCUGAAUGCGACUCAGAGGAUUCUAAUUCAGAGUCAAAUUGGAGAAAUGAUUAUCCUGACUCUAGUUAUUCUGAAGGAUCAAUUGAUGAAGAUGACAUCAGAGAGGCUGUUAUGAACAUAAGAAUAGAGGAGGGAUCUGAUUUAUCUGAAGAAGAUGAUUUUGUUUAUGCUAUUGAUGAAACUAUUGUAGAAAAUUUUGGUUACAAGUAUGCAAGAUAUAAAGCAAGGAUGUUGAAAGAGUUAGAGGAAGGCAACACCGAUGAUGACGACGACACUGAUGAUGAUCAUGAUGAUUUUAGUAUAUGUGUGUCUGAAGAUUCAGAUGAGCAUAAUAAUAAUGAAGUAGAUUCCGAAUAGUUAUUUAAUUACAUAUAGAUCUUUUUAUACUGAAAGGAUAUAAUAAUUGGUGAUCAGUGACGUUAACAUAAUACAUUUCCCAAUAUAUAAAAUAAAUUCAGUUAAUGAAAUCGA
Messenger RNA from Bombus huntii, 1035 nucleotides. It is a transcript of the gene fs(2)ltoPP43, whose product is annotated as probable RNA polymerase II nuclear localization protein SLC7A6OS. Bases 1 to 921 code for a protein of 306 amino acids. The transcript is spliced from 3 exons. The record is from RefSeq and is a predicted model, not a curated record. Gene Ontology annotation, biological process: developmental process. NCBI's taxonomy places the organism in Eukaryota, Metazoa, Arthropoda, Insecta, Hymenoptera, Apidae.